Sphaerodactylus townsendi is the source of this 2958-nucleotide messenger RNA. RefSeq names its product frizzled class receptor 8 (gene FZD8). The transcript has a single exon. Lineage: Eukaryota; Metazoa; Chordata; Lepidosauria; Squamata; Sphaerodactylidae. Gene Ontology annotation, biological process: non-canonical Wnt signaling pathway; canonical Wnt signaling pathway. Gene Ontology annotation, cellular component: plasma membrane. The record is from RefSeq and is a predicted model, not a curated record. The coding region runs from base 140 to 2275 and encodes 711 amino acids. Gene Ontology annotation, molecular function: Wnt-protein binding; Wnt receptor activity.
CAGGCAGGCCGAGCGGCCGGGCGAGGGGGCGGCAGCGGCCCCAGCAGGAGCGGCGGCGCAGUCCCGCAUCGUCCGGCCGGGGGAGGAGGAGGAGGCGCGCGGGGCCGGCCGGAGCCCGUCCGGACGAGCCUGGCCGAGCAUGGAGCGGAGUUACCUGUUGGCCGUCGCCGUCCUGCCGCUCCUGCUGCCCGCCGGGCCCCCUCUGCCGGGCUUCAGCUCGGCCCUGGCCGCGGCGUCCUCCUCUUCGGCGUCCUCCUCCGGAGCGGCAGCGGCAGCAGCGGCGGCCGCCGCGUCCUCUUCCUCCUCCUCGUCGUCGUCUUCUUCCUCCUCGUCGUCGUCGGCCAAGGAGCUGUCGUGCCAGGAGAUCACGGUGCCGCUGUGCAAAGGCAUCGGCUACAACUACACGCACAUGCCCAACCAGUUCAACCACGACACGCAGGACGAGGCCGGCCUGGAGGUGCACCAGUUCUGGCCGCUGGUGGAGAUCCAGUGCUCGGCCGACCUGCGCUUCUUCCUGUGCAGCAUGUACACGCCCAUCUGCCUGGAGGACUACAAGAAGCCGCUGCCGCCCUGCCGCAGCGUGUGCGAGCGGGCCAAGGCCGGCUGCGCGCCGCUCAUGCGCCAGUACGGCUUCGCCUGGCCCGACCGCAUGCGCUGCGACCGCCUGCCCGAGCAAGGCAGCCCGGACACGCUCUGCAUGGACUACAACCGCACCGAGCUCACCACCGCCGCGCCCCCGCCGCCGCCCCCCCAGCCCAAGCCGCCCCACCGCAAGCCCGGGGCCGGGGGCGCGCCCAAGACCCCCGGCGUCGUCGCCGUGGCCCCGCCGGUGCCCGCCGAGCCGCCCCUCCGCAAGCCUCGCCCGCCGGCCCCCUGCGAGCCGGGCUGCCAGUGCCGGGCGCCCAUGGUCUCGGUCUCCAGCGAGCGCCACCCGCUCUACAACCGGGUCAAGACGGGCCAGAUCGCCAACUGCGCCCUGCCCUGCCACAACCCCUACUUCAGCCCGGACGAGCGCGCCUUCACCGCCUUCUGGAUCGGCCUGUGGUCCAUCUUGUGCUUCAUCUCCACUUUUGCCACCGUCUCCACCUUCCUCAUCGACAUGGAGCGCUUCAAGUACCCGGAGCGGCCCAUCAUCUUCCUGGCUGCCUGCUACCUCUUCGUCUCGCUGGGCUACUUGGUGCGCCUGGUGGCCGGCCACGAAAAAGUGGCCUGCAGUGGCGGGGCGGCGGCGGCCGGAGCGGGGCCGGCAGUCCCUGCAGGGGGCGCUGCAGGGGCGGCGGCGGCUGCCGUUGGGGGGCGUGGGGCUGCAGGGGGUGCUGCUGAGCUGCAGCCCGAGUUGGCAGUGGCGGAACACGUGCGCUAUGAGAGUACAGGCCCCGCCCUCUGCACUGUGGUCUUCCUGUUGGUGUACUUCUUUGGCAUGGCCAGCUCCAUCUGGUGGGUCAUCCUGUCCCUCACUUGGUUCCUGGCCGCUGGCAUGAAGUGGGGCAACGAGGCGAUCGCGGGCUACGCGCAGUACUUCCACCUCGCGGCCUGGCUGCUGCCCAGCGUCAAAUCCAUCGCCGUGCUGGCCCUCAGCUCUGUGGACGGGGACCCCGUGGCGGGCAUCUGCUACGUGGGCAACCAGAGCCUGGAGAACUUGCGCGGCUUCGUGCUCGCCCCCUUGCUCAUCUACUUGGCCAUCGGCUCCAUGUUCCUGCUGGCUGGGUUCGUGUCGCUGUUCCGCAUCCGGAGCGUCAUCAAGCAGCAAGGGGGCCCGACCAAGACGCACAAGCUGGAGAAGCUCAUGAUCCGGCUGGGCCUUUUCACGGUGCUCUACACGGUGCCCGCCGCCAGCGUGGUCGCUUGCCUCUUCUACGAACAGCACAACCGCCCCCGCUGGGAGGCCACGCACAACUGCCCCUGCCUCCGGGACCAGCAGCCCGACCAGGCCCGCCGCCCGGACUAUGCGGUCUUCAUGCUCAAGUACUUCAUGUGCCUGGUGGUAGGCAUCACUUCUGGAGUGUGGGUCUGGUCAGGGAAGACUCUCGAGUCCUGGAAGGCCCUCUGCACCCGCUGCUGCUGGGCCAGCAAAGAGACUGCAGCUGCUGCGGCCGGGAGCCUGGGGGCCGUUGCGGGAGGAGGAGGAGGGGGCAUGGUGACCGCAGCCACCAUGGGGGGACUGGGCGGCGGAGGGGGUUCCAUGUACAGUGACGUCAGCACGGGCUUAACGUGGAGGUCGGGCACUGCCAGCUCUGUUUCCUACCCCAAACAGAUGCCGUUGUCCCAGGUGUAAAGAGGGAAGGCAUGAGGGCAAGGGGAAGGGAUGCAGCUAACUGGACUGCCCCUCCCCCUUCACUAAUGAACUUCCUAAUGGCCUCCUCGUGUGCAGAACAAAGGGGCUGCUGGAGGCCCCAAAUGCCAGCUCCUAGCCUUUUGGGGCUGUGUGCAGGGACAGCCGCAUUCUUCGAGGCACCAGUUUACUGUGUAGAGGGAGUUGGAAAUCUUUCCUGAUGAGAACUUUCUCAGCCUUUCUUUGGACUGGCUGGAGACACCCUCUCCCCUGUGUGCACGUGCGCACGCCCACCCCCAUUCUGAACUGGGGCUUCUCUGCGUGCUCUUUCCCCUUUCUUCAGGAUCAGCUGACUGAGAGGACUCCAGGGGGUGGGGUAGAGUUUUUAAAUUUUUGCAAAAACUGGCAGAUGCCUUAAACACAAUCAAAACCUAUGUCUUAAUUAUAUACCCCAAAUAAAUACGGGUUUCUUGCAUUAAAGGAUGUAUUUAUAUAAUUAUUUGGUACCUUGUACAAAAACUGUAAAAUAUGUACAUAUCCAAAUGCUUUACAGUCUGUACAUUUUUUUGUAAAAAAAAAAAGUUUAGAGGCUUACCCCCCCUCCCAUCACAUGCACAAACCCCCUCUCUCCCGAGAGCAAAUAUUUGAAUAUUUUAUUUUGUCAAUAAAAUAAUGAUAAAUGCUUA